AUGGCUUCGACGCAAAGCCCAGAGGCGAAGGAGCUGGUCCUUGUGGGCAAGGUGGAGAUGCGGAUAGCUCUGGCAGAUUCCGAAAAGAAGCUAGAAGAUCUGCUGAAGGUCUACCUUGCGCCUCUGCUUCUCAAACUUGGUUCGGAAAGCGUGGCCGUGAGAAACAAGGUCAUAUCCAUUUGUCAACAUGUCAACACCCGCAUAAAACCACAAGAGAUCAAGCUUCCAGUCUCCGCCCUUCUGAAGCAGUUCAAGGAGAACGCCAAUGUACCGCUAAUCCGGCAUUUCGACAUUCUGUACAUUCAGCAAGGCAUCUCGCGGCUUCCAGUUGCUGAUCGAAUUGAGCUUUUGCCUAUUCUGAUUCAAGGGAUUGCUGCAGACUACGCCAAGUCUUCGCAGCACGCAUCCCAGUUAUUCCAUCUGAUCCUCCGUCUUUUGAUCCACUUCAAACUUCCUCUAAGGGGUAGCAAGGAGGACGACGAACUGAGGACCACACUUGGUCUAAAUGAUGAGGAUGCUUCCUUCCUUUCCAACUGGUUCGGCAAGCUGCUUCUACUCAGCAUUGUCCGCCAAAACAACCCUGAAGGCGGACCCUUCGUGAGGUGCCCUGGCCUGUCAGCGCAGGAAUACAAUUUUCUCACGCUUCAGGGCAAACCUGAUGCUUGGGAUCCGAGUGCAGAUGCCGGCCUGAACUUGACUGAAUCCAAGGCUCUCGUGACUAGGUUCCUCGCGAGCGGCAUGUUUUCCGAUGACGAGAAGUUUCUACCCGCGCUAUUCGCGUCUGCGGACACCAAUUCGCGUAUCUACGAAGUCGGAGACGAUGUUUUGAAACGCGUUAUUCUGUCGAAAGAUUUAGAAGAUCGAAAGCUAGUGGAAACGCUGCUAGAGCUCUAUUUCGGGUCAAACACCCCUGAGGGACCAUUGCCGGUGAAGGUCCCGCUCAAAAUCAAGAUCCUGGGAAUCCUGUCGAAGUCAGUGGCUUGCACGACUUACCCGAGGGAGAUUGCUAGAAUGGUGGAAGAAGGCCUACUCUCGCCCGAGCUGAAUCCAACAAGCAGGACCACAGCAGGCAGAGAAGCCUCCAAAUUUCGGUCUGCCAUUUUUUCGCUUGUCAAUUUUGUCGCUCGGCGAGGGUCAGCCGAGCACCUUUCGACAGUGGCAGAAAGCCUAGUGGGCAAUUUGCGAGCGUUCCUCCAAGACCAAGGAUGGCCCACUCCGGACCGAGAUCAGGACAUGGAGCUUCGCGGAUAUGGGUAUGAGACGAUUGGCUUAUUGGCGAAGGCUGCGCCCGGCAAGAUCCUCUUGGAGCCGACACUAGAUCUUCUCGAAUGGCUGUUUCGUUCCCUGAAGGAGGACGCGUCCGGAAAGGACGUGGCAGUCAGUAUCGAAGAAGCUCUCUCCUCCGUGCUGGGAGCAUUUUCUGAGCCACUAAGCGAUCCCAUUCUCCGAAAGUUCAGAGAAAUCCUCCUCAAGUAUUCCUCCGCCAGCCUAGCCUCUGGCUCUGACAGCUCUGCCAAGUUCUCGAGGAGAACCCGAUAUGUCGCGACAAGAUUCGCCAACCGCUGUCUACCUUACGACGAUGUUUUGGCCCGAUGGAUAGACACCCUCGCCGUCAGCGGAGGGAGCAACGAGAGGCAUGAGGUCGUAGAAGAAGGCAAGAAAGGCUUAGAUCCGUACUGGUUCUCCAUGUCGAACUCAGUACCAGGAUCUGACUCUGAUCGAAAGGAACUAUCGUUUCCGGACUUCGACAAGCUUGUUCAAUUCAUCUUUGUGCGCCGAGUUGAAGAUGAAGAUGAAAUGGACGUCGACGAUGAGGACGUUAUUCACCGAGUGCAGAGGCUUCAGAAGAAUUUUCCGGAUACCCUCUCUACAGUGAUUACCUUCUGCUCUGAGAUUGCCAUGCACGCAGCGCUGGCAGAUAAAGACAUACAAGAGAAGUUGUCCGAAGACUGGGGACGGAAACUAGAGACUUUGAUGUCUACAGACUCUCGUGCACGUCAAGCAUUCCGGGCUUACGCGGCUGAUAGCAGGCACGGGCUCUCUCUCGCCACACUCUUGAGGGCCAGUUUCGACAGGCUUACUGCGAAUGAGCUUAUCGAUGUCGGUGAUCUCGGCAGUACCUUCGUUCGUCUCCUAUCGCUGUGUCCUGACAAGAUAUGGGCUCAAGCUGGCUUGUUCCAGGAAGUUCGAGCUCUUGAGCCCUCCAUUCUCUCCAACAAUCCGAAUCGAAGGUUAGCCGCUGCGCACGCAUACGGUCUGAUUGCUUCUCAUGGACAGUGCGACACCAAUUCGAUCAAGAAGUCAAAGGCGCUUUUCCUUGAGAAAGUCAUGACCUGGAAGGAGGCCGUGGGCGGGGAAAUCAACCAAAUUAGCGGAGCCAUUUGUGCACUGGGUUACUACUUCAGUCGGUCACACUGGAGGAGCGCCAUUACUCUCUCCGACAAUCAUCCGGUCUUUGAGCUGUUGAGCACGCUCGUCGAUAUCCUCAAAGAUUCCAGAGAUGCAACCCUUAAAGGUUCAAUCUACGUAUGCCUUGACCAACUCAGUCUUUUCUACCUUAUCGAUCCCUCAAGUAUCUCUCGCUUCACCAAGUUUCAGGACGUCAUCCAGCAGGUAUACGACUCUGCAAAGACGGGCACUACUACUGCGAUUCUCGCGCUGGGACACCUGUCCAUGAUUACAGAAGAAAUCGACGGCACCUCUGAAGAACCUACGGAUUACAGCUUCGUUGCUGACAAGCUGUACGAGCUUCAUGAGGUGCGCCAGUCAGAGGUGCAAUUCUCCGUUGGAGAGGCAUUGAGUUGCUUCGCUUGCGGCUGGGACUCCAAAGCCCUCGCAGCUGAGCUGGACAUCGAGCAUCCAGACCAGCAACAUGAUCCGUGGGAUGUCCCAUUGAUCACGCCUCCUGGUCCAAAACGCGAGAAGACAUUGGCUGCGGUACUGGAGAAGACCCUCAAAGGCUGUCGACAGUCGAAACCAUCGUUGAAGAAGGCUUCGGUCAUCUGGUUGCUUUGUCUGCUUCAGUAUUGCGGACACAAGCCGGAAAUGCAGAAGUACCUCACCCAAUGCCAGAUAGCCUUCAAGCAGUGCUUGUCGGAUAGAGACGAAGUAGUGCAGGAAGCAGCAUCUAGAGGACUUGGUCUAGUAUAUGAGAAGGGUGACCGGCAGCUCAGAGAUGACCUCGUCCGCGAUCUUGUGAGUUCGUUCUCGGAUAACAAGUCGAAGAUGUCUGGUACAGUUUCGGAGGACACCCAGCUAUUUGAGCCUGGAGCUCUACCUACUGGAGACGGCUCCAUCACAACUUACAAGGACAUCCUCAAUCUCGCAUCUGAGGUUGGAGACUCAAGUCUAGUUUACCGCUUCAUGUCGCUUGCUUCCAACAACUCCAUUUGGUCAAGCCGAGCAGCCUUUGGACGUUUCGGCUUGAGCAACAUCUUCUCGGACUCUAGCGUCGAUGGGUAUCUUGCAGAGAAUCCGAAGCUCUACCCUAAGCUCUACCGUUAUAGAUUCGACCCGAACCCAAACGUGCAGCGGUCGAUGACUGACAUCUGGAAUGCAUUAGUCAAGGACUCUUCGACCACCAUUGACAAGAACUUCGAUGCGAUUAUGGACGACCUGUUGACUAGCAUCCUAACGAAAGAAUGGCGAGUCCGUCAGGCGUCCUGUGCGGCCAUUGCCGAUCUAGUGCAAGGACGGAACAUCGAGAAGUACGAGAAAUAUCUUGGAGAUAUUUGGGACAAGUGCUUCAAAGUACUCGACGAUAUUAAAGAGAGUGUCCGAGCGGCUGCAGCUUCGCUUGCUCGUGUUCUGACUGGUAUCUUGACACGCUCGCUAGAGGCAGGAGAUUCGUCUCUCAAGAAUGCCGGCGCAAUGCUAUCUCGCGUCCUUCCCUUUCUCCUCUCAGGCUCCGGUCUUGAGUCUAGUGCUGAAGAAGUACGCAUGUUCGCCGUCCACACCCUCCUCCAGAUCGUCAAGAAGAGCAACGCAAAGACCAUUAACCAGCAUGUUCCCGAGCUCGUUGAGAGGCUUCUCGGACUCCUCAGCUCGCUUGAACCAGAAGCUGUUAACUACAUCCACCUCAACGCUUCUAAGUAUAAGCUCACGGAGCAGAAGAUCGACGACAUGCGCCUGCAAAGCGUUCGCUCCUCUCCGCUAACCGAGUCCAUUGACCGCUGUCUCGACCUUGCGGACGCUGCUACGAUGAAAGACCUCGUCCCGCACGUCGAGGCUGCGAUGAAGAAUGCAAUCGGCCUGCCUUCAAAAGUGGGCUGUUCUAGGAUCCUCGUGACGCUCAGCACGAGGCAUAACUUCCUGUUUAAGCCCUAUGCAGAUAGCUUCCUGAAGCUGAUCCAGAAAUACGUCCGCGACCGCAAUGACACGGUCUCGUCGUCCUAUUCCGCAGCAGCAGGCUACGUCGCACGUCUUGCCUCCGACAAACAACUUCUCUCCACUGUCGCCUUUUGCCAAAGACUCUACUUCGAGUCUGAGGACGAUAAAGGCAGAUUGACAUCCGGCGACAUCGUGUUUUCUAUCUCCAAGAACGCCACGGACCGGUUCACCUCAUUUUCCUCCGAGCUUCUACCUUUCAUCUUCCUGGCGAAACAUGACAGCGACGUCCAAGUCAAGAAGCUCUUUGAAGACACAUGGUCGGACAACGUUGCAGGCAGCCGGGCCGUGCUUCUCUACCUGAAAGAGAUCGUCGCGCUCGCAGAACAGCACCUAGAGUCUCCGAAAUGGGUCCUCAAGCACACAGCUGCGAAGACGAUUGCGGAUGCUGUGAUGUGCAUCACUACCGGUAGUGAGACCAUCAGCAAGAGCAAUGCAGAGAUCGUAUGGCUAAGCCUGGACAAAGCAAUGGGUGGGAAGACGUGGGAGGGAAAGGAGAUCGUGCUUGAAGCUUUCGUGCGCUUUGUCGAGCGCGGAGAUUCUUUGUGGAAGGAAGAGGCCAAGAUUGCAAAGCAGAUUGAGAAAGUCGCGAUUAGGGAGGCGAAGCGUCAAAACAAAGCGUAUUGGCCUUUUGCGCUCGAGGCGCUGGGCAAUAUAUGUAAGGCUCGGACGGACUUGGAGCUCUCCGGCACGGUUGCCGAGAUCGUGCACGGUGUAUUGGAUGAAGUGCUGGGUAACGAAGAAGAGGAAGGCGAGAAAAUGGAUGUUGAUGGUGGGGAGGUGAUGAAGGAUGUUGCAUUGUAA
This is a messenger RNA of Trematosphaeria pertusa, 5190 nucleotides long. Its product is annotated as ARM repeat-containing protein. Bases 1 to 5190 code for a protein of 1729 amino acids. The record is from RefSeq and is a predicted model, not a curated record. Gene Ontology annotation, cellular component: cytoplasm; nucleus. The transcript has 6 exons. Gene Ontology annotation, biological process: proteasome assembly. NCBI's taxonomy places the organism in Eukaryota, Fungi, Ascomycota, Dothideomycetes, Pleosporales, Trematosphaeriaceae. Gene Ontology annotation, molecular function: molecular adaptor activity.